This is a messenger RNA of Vespa velutina, 2457 nucleotides long. Its product is annotated as dnaJ protein homolog 1. The record is from RefSeq and is a predicted model, not a curated record. Gene Ontology annotation, biological process: negative regulation of transcription by RNA polymerase II. Lineage: Eukaryota; Metazoa; Arthropoda; Insecta; Hymenoptera; Vespidae. The coding region runs from base 172 to 1236 and encodes 354 amino acids. Gene Ontology annotation, cellular component: cytosol. Gene Ontology annotation, molecular function: protein-folding chaperone binding. The transcript is spliced from 2 exons.
GUGACGAGAGAAGCUGAAGGUUGCUUCGAUUUCUCUGCUGCCAGAUUAACAUAUAUUAUCGAACAUUCUACAAAGCUUAAACGAAAAGCGAAUCGAGUGAAAUUUGUGACGCUUAAAAGAGCGAUCGUUCUAUUGGACGACAAAUAUACCUAAUUUCGAAGGUUUAUAAAAAUGGGGAAAGAUUAUUACAAGAUAUUAGGGAUAGCAAAAGGUGCCAGUGACGAUGAAAUAAAAAAAGCUUAUAGAAAAUUAGCUUUGAAAUAUCAUCCAGAUAAGAACAGAAGUGCCGGUGCCGAAGAGAAAUUUAAAGAAAUAGCUGAGGCAUAUGAAGUACUUUCAGAUACAAAAAAGAGAGAAGUUUAUGAUAGGUACGGGGAAGAAGGUUUGAAGGGUGGAGCAUCUGCUGAUGGAGGUAGUGGCAGUGCAUCGUACACUUUCCAUGGAGAUCCGCGUGCUACUUUUGCGCAAUUCUUUGGCUCUGCAACGCCCUUCCAAACGUUCUUCGAAUUUGGAGGACCUACUGUCACGCGCGCCUACGAUCUUCAUGACGAAGACAUGGACAUGGAAGAUCCAUUUGGUUUUGGAUUUGGACUUGCUCGUCAAGCAGGUGGACAAGGAAGUGCUUUUCGAUCUCAUUCAUUCAAUUUUGCUGAACCUACGACAGUUAAAGGAGGUAGUAAAGAUCGUGUUCAAGAUCCAGCUAUAGAACAUGAUCUCUAUAUAAGUUUGGAAGAAAUAUUACGUGGAUGUACUAAAAAGAUGAAGAUUUGCAGAAGAGUCGUUCAAGCCGAUGGGACUACGAAAAAGGAGGAUAAAGUCCUUACGAUUAACGUGAAACCAGGUUGGAAGGCUGGUACAAAGAUUACUUUUCAAAAAGAAGGAGACCAAGGUCGUGGAAAGGUUCCAGCUGAUAUUGUUUUUAUCAUUAGAGAUAAACCCCAUCCAAUCUUCAGGAGAGAAGGCAGUGACAUCAGAUAUACAUGUAAAAUAAGCUUGAAACAAGCUUUAUGCGGUACCAUCAUAGAAGUUCCUACGCUCAUAGGAGAGAAAAUCAGUAUAAACUUAACAAGAGAGAUUGUCAAGCCUAGUAUCGUAAAGAGGAUUCAAGGACAUGGUUUGCCAUUCCCAAAAGAGCCAUUAAAGAAAGGUGAUCUUUUGGUUUCAUUCGAUAUUAAAUUCCCAGACACACUAUCGCAAAGUGCUAGGGACAUUUUGUAUGAUACUCUACCAAACUGAAUGUCCGCAAUGGGGAAAAAAUCAAGAGGAUAUGCAUUAUUUUAAGAGCCAAUCCUCCGAUUGUCCUGACCGAUGAAGUUAUAGAUGCAUGUACGUUCUAGUACAUAAUAAAGUGAAGUCAAUGAACGGCGUCUUCAAGGUGAAACAAAUCUAAUUUCACCUUAUGAAUAGUAAAAUGUGAUUUCUUACAGGAUUCGGUCACAAAAAAUGUCUUACUUGAAAUUUUGUUAAGCUUUUAUAGCUGUUUGGUUUAGGUCAAGAGUUAAAGGUCUGUUAUCUAUUGUAAAAUGAAACAUUAUCUGUCUUUGCAUAUGGUAAGAAUCCUAAGUAUUGAUUAAGAUCGAAUAUGUUAAGUUAUACAAUUAUAAAAUGAGACUCGUUAAGAUAAAAAUAUUUUGUGCGGUUGCUGGUCUGAAUUAUUUGUUUGUACGUUUUAUGAAUGAGUAAUUUGCGUGCUAUAUGAGUGAAAGGUGUAUGCUGCGUACGUGAUUGCGUUGAAGUGCACUUCGCGUUGAUGGUGCGUGUUAUUGGCAAUUCUGCACAAGUAUGUCAAAAACAAGCCACCGAUCAUUGUGUUCAAACGCAAAUAAGAAAUUCUUCUAUAUAUAUAUAUAUAUAUAUAUAUAUAUAUAUAUAUAUAUAUAUAUGUGUGUGUGUGUGUACCCAUUCAGCUUCAAUUAUAAUAUACUAGAUGUAUAAUAUGUUAAAAAUAGAAUAAGGUAGAUAUUCACAGUAUCAGCCUGUAAUAAAAUAUCCAUUGUAAUCUCAUUAUUCUCUAGUACAUAUAUGAUAAGUGGAAUCUUUUGUCAUACUUAAGCAGAAUUGCUCAUAAAACGUACCAACCUUUCUAAUGGCGAAUCAGUUUUCUUAUGCUAUACAUCUCCUUAAGUUUAAUGAUUGACUAAUUAUUUGUACACUAAAAUAAUAUGAACAAUCUAAAUUAUAGAAUACGCGUAUAUUUUUUUUGUUUUUGUUUUUUUUUCUCUCGUUUAUAAAUCCUCUUACCAUCAUUGGUUUCUUCGCAUUGUGGUGGGUAUUAUAAUAACAUAGGUCUAAAAAUAAACCACACAAUGAGUGAUGUCACCGAUCGAGCUUUCGAGAGACAGUUAUGGGACAUGUGUAUACAAAUCUAAUAGAAGUUCAUAUGUAGUGCUCGAUCUGAAAUACAUAUUGUUUUGUAUUUAUUUCACAAUUGCAGAUUAAUACAUGUGUUGUUCUAUA